AUGUCGGCUGACCACCGACUAAGCCCAGGGCCCAGGAAAAAUGACUUGGGCCCACAGCUAACGGGAAAUACCCAAGCGCAAUACUCGCCAACGUCAAGUUUACAAAUGUACACAUUCUCGACCGUCUCUCUCACCCCUUUACUCUUCUCACUCCCAACUUAUCUUUUUCAUUCUCUGUUAGAAAUGAAGUCCUAUCGCAGGCCUCGAUUUUCCCCUUCCACCGCCACCACCGUUGUAUACACCUUCCACAACGAAACCUACCCUUCCAAUCCCGGCGGCGAAGUCACCGGAAUUCCCAUCCGAUCGACGCCUGACGAGCUGCCGGCGGCGGCGGAGACCAUCCCUAUCACUGUUCACAUCCCCCAACCGAGGGAAUCCUAUGCGGCCGUUAAGAUACAGUCAGCCUACAGAUCUCACGUGGUUCGCAUGCUCGUUCGGAAGAUCUCCGCUGUCAAUUCUGAAGCCAAUUACUGGCAGAGGCUUAUCCAACGCCAGGCACGAUUCUAUGUUCUUGAGCGUGAGCGGAUUAAGAUCAACGAGGCACUAAUGGGCUUGUUAUUCAGGCUCGAUUCAGUUCCCGGGCUUGACCCCAAUGUGAGGGAACUGAGGAGGCAUGUUAGCCGCAAGAUUGUGGGCUUGCAGGAAAUACUUGAUGCAGUUUCAGAUACCAGAGUCGAGCAUUGGGAUGGAUUCUUGAGGGAUUGGGAUGACAUUGUUGCCGGGCUUGAAAAGGAAGCUUGCAAAGAAAAAGGAGGCGGGAAGGAAAUAGAGAGGUUUUGUGCCGAGCAUUUGGGUUUCCAGUGUCUGCAGAGAAUAUUGCAAGAAUCUUUCAAGUUAUGUGCUGUACUGAAAAGUUUGAUGGAGUAA
Messenger RNA from Striga asiatica, 867 nucleotides. NCBI's taxonomy places the organism in Eukaryota, Viridiplantae, Streptophyta, Magnoliopsida, Lamiales, Orobanchaceae. The record is from the annotation of a GenBank genome assembly.